AUGGCAACGAAUUCAACCAAUGACAAAACGUUUGACCACCAAUCGCCCAGCGAGGUCCAGCUCUACUUCGACUACAACGUCGUUGUUUUCUUCAUGUUUCUCACAUCUGUAUGCGGAGUGCUGGGCAACUCGGUGAACUGCGUGACGUUCACUCGCCAAGGGUUGCAGGAUCGAGUCCAACUCACGCUGUUCUCCCUGUCCACGAGUGAACUUUUCUCCUGUGUUUUUUGUGUGGGCUACACCAUCGCCAUCGUGUGUAAAAUAUUGGAGGUACCCACCUACAUCGGGUAUGAGGUGAUCUCCUACAUACUUAUAGUCCUUCGAUGUAUCUUCACAGAUAUAUCUUCGGCUAUUACAGUCUUCAUCUCCAUCGAGCGGUGUCUGUGUGUCACUUUGCCUUUUAUUUUCAACACAAAGUCCACGCCAAAAACAACUAAAAUUAUCUUGACAACUCUGACAGUGUUUGUGGUUAUAAAUUACGUCCCGCUACUUUGUACUGAAAACAUCACGCCUUACACAGACCAUGAAAACAAUGUUACGAUACUCUCGUUCGGCCCUUCAGAAGGUUUUGAGAUAUUAAACAUGUACAACGAUUACCUAUUUGGAUUCACGUUGUCAUUUCUGUGUCAAAUAUGUGUGUUUGUCUGUGCUAUCCUCAUGUACAGAGGCCUGAAAAAGUCUUCAGAAGUUCGUGACAACUCCAAAGAGUUCGGACAACUGUCCAAGGAGAAGGAAUCCAAUCUAACCGGAAGUCCGUUAUCCCGGAAGGAGAGACGGGUUGUGAAGAUGGUUCUCAUGUUGGCGUGUCUGUACAUCCCCACUGGGAUCCCACAAAUCAUUUUUGUGCUUGUGAGAAUCAUCUUCCCCGAGCUGUACUCGACGACCUACAUAAACCUGUUCGAGUUUAUGACGUGCUUGCUGAUCGUGUUAUCAACAAUCAACGGCGCGUGCAGCUUCUUCAUCUACUUUCAUUUCAGCACCAACUUUCGUUUAGCUUUACUCGGGGAAAAGUCGGACAAAGUAGAAACAAGAAACACAAAAUAA
Molecule: messenger RNA, 1044 nt
Organism: Physella acuta
Lineage: Eukaryota; Metazoa; Mollusca; Gastropoda; Physidae
Biological process (GO): G protein-coupled receptor signaling pathway
Cellular component (GO): plasma membrane
Molecular function (GO): G protein-coupled receptor activity
Source: RefSeq, a predicted model, not a curated record